AUGGGAAACGAGAAAGAACAGCCAACUACAUGUCCAUCAUCUAGCUCAAAUCCUCCAUCGGAGGCCAUACCAUCAACCACGCAAAACAUUCCACCUUACAUGGCUGGUUACUUUGGACCAAUGCCUACGUGGUUACCAACUUUUCUACCAUAUCCGGCUGGUAACCAAUAUCCAAUCAACAUACAGAAUUUUGGUUACGGAUUUCAAGGAAUCAUGGAACCUCCGACUCCUAUCAGCAAUACAAGCUCUGCCACGAGCAAGAUAUUUGGUUCAGAACCCGAUAAUAGAGCUGAUGGUGUGGAAUCUGAAGCGCCUUGUGGAUCUCCUAUAGUUGAACAGCGUACUGAGGAACAACCAAAUCAUACGGAAUCUAAUAGUGGCAGUCCCUUGAAAUCUCAAAAUGUCGAAGUGGUUGAUGAUGAUAUGAUUGAGGAGCCAAAGUCGGGAAUGGAGUUUAAUUCCCUUGAAGAGCUAUUAUGUUAUUAUAAGGAGUACGGUAAGAAAUGCGGGUUUGGGGUGAUGACAAAACGGACUGAUAGGGGAGAAGAUGACUCUGUUAGAUACGUCACUCUUUGUUGUGCCCGAGGUGGGAAGGCCCGGAAUAGGACGUUGAAUGUUGCCAAGCCACGUCCAACAGGAAAGACAGAAUGUAAGGCAAGGAUUAAUGCCUUAAAGCAAGAUAGAGUGCUGAGGUUGACGACUGUUCAUAAUAUCCAUAACCAUGGCCUCAGUUCGAAGAAAUCCCGCUUCUUUCGAUGUAAUAGAGAAGUUAGUGAUGCCGUAAAAAGGGUCCUAGAUACGAAUGAUCAAGCUGGCAUCCGAGCGAGUAAGAGUUAUGGAUCUCUCGUUGUUGGAGCGGGUGGAUUCGAGAAUCUCCCCUUUCUCGAAAAGGAUUGUCGCAAUUAUAUUGACAAGGCAAGACAUCUACGACUUGGCGCCGGUGGUGCUGGAGCGCUUCGACAGUAUUUCUUACGGAUGCAAUAUAAAAAUCCUGGAUUUUUUUAUAUGAUGGACAUAGAUGAUGACGGGAGGUUAAAGAACGUCUUUUGGUCAGACCCCCGUAGUAGAGCAGCAUACCAAUAUUUCGGCGAUGUGGUGACAUUCGACACCACAUACCUAACAAAUCGAUAUGGGAUGCCCUUUGCACCAUUUGUUGGUGUAAACCACCAUGGGCAGUCAAUUCUCUUAGGAGCCGGCUUGAUUUCUAGUGAGGAUACCGAGACAUUUGUGUGGUUAUUUGAGACAUGGUUGCAAUGCAUGGAUGGUAUCGCUCCGAAAGCAAUUAUCACUGAUCAAGAUAGAGCGAUGAAAAAUGCAAUCGCUCUUGUCUUUCCAAAUACCCGGCACAGAUUUUGUCUUUGGCAUAUACUGAAGAAAGUUCCCGAGAAACUUGGCUCAUAUGGUUCCUACAAAACUGAGAUGAAAAGUGCCUUGAUGAAAUGUGUAUAUGACACCCAACGUGUUGAUGAGUUUGAAAAGUGUUGGGAUGAGUUGAUUACCACUUACAACUUGCAUGAGAAUGCGUGGUUGCAGAGCCUUUACGUUGAGCGUGAAUAUUGGCGAAGCGAGAGCAUGAAUGCAUUCUUUGACGGUUAUGUACAUUCUAGGACAAACUUAAAGGAGUUUGUAGACCAAUUUGAUAAUGCGUUGAAAAAGAAGAUUGAGAAAGAAAAUCUCGCAGACUUCCAGUCAUUUAAUGUCACAAUCCCCCUCAUAUCUCGAUCUCCGAUUGAAAAGAGGUUCCAAGAGUUGUACACGAUUGCGAAGUUCAAGGAAGUUCAGCAGCAAAUCAACGGCAUCAUUGACUUGAAUCCGAAGUUACAUAAAAGUGAUGGUGCAUUAAAGACAUAUAUGGUUGAGGAUGAAGUAGCUUUGGAGGAGUUCACUAAGUUGGUUCGGCAUUUUGUGGACUUUAGUGAGGAUGAUGCAGUUGCAAAGUGCUCUUGUGGUUUAUUUGAGAUGAGAGGGAUAUUGUGUCGGCACAUCUUGGCUGUAUUCAGGUGUAACGAUAUUAGACAUUUGCCGGAAAUAUACAUUGUAGAUCGAUGGAGGAAGGAUAUUAAAAGGCGAUACACAUUAAUCCACAGUAGCUAUGAUGAAGGGGACCAACGGCUCGAUGCUAAUAGAUAUUCAAGUCUUUUAAGUAUUUGUUAUCAGAUGAUUACUCAUGCAGCUGGUUCGAGAAAGCAUACUGAGGAUGCAAGAAGUAAGUUAACUGCCAUGAUUGAGUUGUAUCGUGCCAAUGAAGAACCCCCAUCUUUCACUCAACUUGGUUCUAAUGUGGAUCCUACGGCAAAUGACACUACCGUCGGAUGUUCUGGAGAAGUACACAGUCCACGGGUUGUGCGAGGCAAAGGCAGACCUCCAUCUCUAAGGAGAGCAUCCAGGAUGGAGAUAGACAUACGGAAAGCAAAAGCAAAGACAAAGAAACAACCGGCAAAGGGGAAGCGUAAAGAGCGGGAUGGAGGAGAUACCCAGUCCGUGGAUAAAGGAGAUACACCUGUUGAGGAAGUAUGCAGGAGUUUAUUUGGCCCUUCUGAGAUCGAUCUCUCCAAUGUUGGACACAUGCAGGUUUAG
Carya illinoinensis is the source of this 2577-nucleotide messenger RNA. Its product is annotated as protein FAR1-RELATED SEQUENCE 5-like. The transcript is spliced from 6 exons. Bases 1 to 2577 code for a protein of 858 amino acids. NCBI's taxonomy places the organism in Eukaryota, Viridiplantae, Streptophyta, Magnoliopsida, Fagales, Juglandaceae. Gene Ontology annotation, molecular function: zinc ion binding. The record is from RefSeq and is a predicted model, not a curated record.